Girardinichthys multiradiatus is the source of this 2221-nucleotide messenger RNA. RefSeq names its product syntaxin 11a (gene stx11a). The transcript is spliced from 2 exons. The record is from RefSeq and is a predicted model, not a curated record. Gene Ontology annotation, cellular component: presynaptic active zone membrane; SNARE complex; synaptic vesicle. NCBI's taxonomy places the organism in Eukaryota, Metazoa, Chordata, Actinopteri, Cyprinodontiformes, Goodeidae. Gene Ontology annotation, biological process: synaptic vesicle fusion to presynaptic active zone membrane; intracellular protein transport; exocytosis. Gene Ontology annotation, molecular function: SNARE binding; SNAP receptor activity. The coding region runs from base 326 to 1213 and encodes 295 amino acids.
ACAGAAGAUUCCUUCAAUCUAGCAAGAACACGUCAUGUAGUUUGUGGACUGCAGCUGCCAGCCCUGUUAAACGACUCAUGGAUCUUGUUCCUGGACUCAGGGCGGUGAAGAUGUUUAUAUGAAGCGAUCAAGAGGCGUGAUCUUCCGCAUUAGUUCACACUGCAGUGUUGUGGGACCUCCUCACUUAGUUCGCUACAUGCUGCAUGUUGAAAUUCAUAUUUGUAGCCGGAGAGAAAAAGAGGAAAUGAGUCUUGCAUCGCUCGCUUCUUGUGCUUCUGUGAGUUUAACAUUGUAGGACCGCUGGAGGAUAACGCUUCGAGGUAAAAUGAAAGACCGACUGUGUGAGCUGCAGACCUUGCCCGCUAGCCCCUCAGAGGAGAGAAGUGGCCCCAAUGGGAACCAGACCCACAGCACCGAGGAUGAGGAACCUUCGGAGCAGGAGGCCAUCGUCUUUCAGGGCGAGGAUGUGAUGGAGAGCAUCUACAAAGAGGCCCAAACGAUGAGGAAGGAAAUGCUGCUCCUCAAGUUGGAUGUGAAGCGUCUGGGGAAGCAGAACUCUCGCUUCCUCACAUCUGUGAGGAGGUUAAGCAGCAUCAAGAGAGACUCUAAUGCGCUCGGCAAGGACAUCAAGGCACGGGGGGAGGCCAUUUAUGCACGGCUGGAGAAGCUGGGGAAGCUGAGCAAGGAGCAGGAAGAAGAACAUGGGCCUACUUCAGCUGUGGCCCGUAUGGUGCGCUCGCAGUAUGUGUCCCUGACCAGCGCCUUCCAUGAAGCCAUAUCUGAGUACAAUGAGGCUGAAAUGGUCCAGCGGGAGAACUGUAAAACCCGUAUUCAGAGGCAAGCAGAGAUCAUGGGCCAGGAGGUGAGCAGGGAGCAGAUAGACGAGAUGAUCGAGACAGGAAAGUGGAACAUCUUCUCUGAUAAUCUCCUUCUGGAGGGGAGGACUGCCAGAUCGGCUCUAAACGAGAUAGAGAACAGGCACAAGGAGCUGCUGGAGCUGGAGAGUCGCAUCAAAGACAUCCACGAACUCUUCUUCCAGCUGGCCUUGCUGGUGGAGGAGCAGGGCACCAUGCUGGACAACAUAGAAGCAAAUGUUGGUGCAACUCAGAACUAUGUCGCCAAGGCUGGAGUUCAGAUUAAGCAGGCCAAAAUAUACAAGAAAAACAAUCCAUGCAAGAAACUUUUCUGCUGGUGCUUCCCUUGCUGCAAAUGAGAAUACUUCCUCAAAAUAAUUAUCUUUCCUGCAUCUCCAGGGCUGGCCCAAAGCAUAAGCAAACUCAAGUUGCAGCUCAUGGCACCCCCCAAGUGAGCUUCAAUUCCCCUUCAGAAUUCAGUUUUCAAAACUUCUAAUUUGUUGUUACAUUUAUCAAGGGCAAGCCUAAUUUUAAGUUUGAUUUAAGGUUUGUCAAUUGCAAAUUAGAAAACAAUUUAAUUUCCAAAUUUUAAAUUAAAGAAAAACAGUCCUUGCUAGAAACUUUUCUGUUGUUGAUUCCCUUGCUGUAAAUCAGGCUUGAGCUUUUUAAAUGAUUAAUAAUAUAACAUUUACAUUUAUUUUGGAUUUAAAUGAACUAUAAAAAGUAAAAGUUGUAAUCAUACAAACGAAAAAUAUUUUCAUGAUUUAAUGUCACUAGCUUUAUAAUAAUCUAUUUUUCAUGCACACAAUAACAGCAAACUAAUCAGUAAAUCCCAGGCUCUACUGAGUCUACAGUGAACAGCUGUCAUCAGAAAAGGACUGCCAAACCAAAUGAAUGAGUCAGAGUCUUCUCAAUAAUGUUACAAUUUGUUUUUUAAUAAAUAUUCUGAACUGAAAUUGGGGCCGUGAAACAACUUCUACCCAGGGCCCCAUAAAAUCUUGGGCCGGCCCUGUGUAUUUAAUUCAAAAUGUUGCCCUGCAGCAGCGGUUUCCAACACCAGUCCUCUGACAUCGUUAUUUCUUUUACAAUGUUCAUUUAAGAAGAAGGAAGAGUCAUUUCAAACCACACACGUGCAAACGCAGUCUAUGCAAUUUGGUUGUUACAUUUCCUCAUUGUUACUUUGAAUAUACUUUAAAUAAUGCCUAUGCAUCUGCUGUAAAGCCAUAAAAACUGAAAUGUAAGACCUUUCAGCUAUCUGCCUUGACUAUCGGCUUUGUAAUUUCUGCUGUGUAAAAUAUUUAAAUGUGAUUUUAAGUGUAAAUAAAUGCCUUGGAGUGGCUAGUUUUCACAGACCAAGAAUGAAAGUA